AAAUUAAAAAUAAAGAACUUGAUAGAUAUGAAAACAAAUGAGCUAUCAAAGUAUAAAUACGAAUUACACAAGAUAUAUGAAAGCCAGUCAAGAAAAUAAACAAAUAAACAUGUUGAAAUGAUUGAAAGAAGGGAAGAAAGAAAGAAAGAAAGAAAGAAAGAAAGAAAGAAAGAAUAAUUAAGCUGGCCAUGGGAAGAGGAGAUUGAUGCCACUGAUAUCAAUAUGAAAAACCUUCACAAUGCACAGAGGUCUCCACCCAAAGCCCAGAAUCCCUCAGUCUCUAUAAUCAAUGGAAAGAGGGAGGGCAAGGAUCCAUGAAUUUUGGAACCACAAUCUAGGAGUAAACACAGUGUCCACAAAUACAUCAGGAAACUCCUGAAAUUAGCUGCUCAAAAAUGCCUUAGGCAGCAGAAGACAAACGGUGAUGAGGACACAAAAAGGAAGUGGGUGAUAUCAAGAAAUCCUAUCAGUGGCUAGAAAAGGCCAGCUUAAAAGACAGCACAUAGCAGAUCUGCCUUAAAUAGCAGAUCCACAGAGGCAGGAGUCUACCAUGGCCAAUAGGAUUCACAUUGCAGACUGUGCAAAAGUGCCCUGGAGACUUUCCAGGAUGUAAGAUGAAAGCUGGGACAGUACACUGAGAGCCACACCCAAGUGGCUGGGUGGGUUAGGAGGUGUGACCCCUAAACUGGUAGUGUGGCUGACUUAUUUUUUCAGUUCUGAUUAUAAUUAGCUUGGGAGUGUAGCAAUUACCUCCCACCACAGGGGGCGCUCAGAGCAAAGGGUCGCCCAAUAGAGACACGAACUGUUUUAUUUAUCAGAGACUACAUCCUGUAGCUCUCAGCUCGUCUGUUUUCCAUUUGUUGUGGAGUUGUUGCAGCUGGAAGUCUGUCUUUAUUUUCACUGCACUUUUUUUGAAUAUCAACCAGAUUUUUUCCCGCACAUAUCUGUGAAGGCGCCCAGAGGAGUUCCGCCGGGCAGGGAUUCCAGGCUAACGCUGGCGGGAUUUGGCAUUAGCUCGCACCGUUAGCCCUCCGCUGUGAACCGGAUCCGGACAGAGUUUUUCUCUCUGCGUAUCUCACCACAAACAGAAGACUGAAGUUAUGAUGGCGAGUGAAAAUGCUGACGCCAACGCGGGGAACGAUGAGGAAACGGGUCCCUCAGCCGAAUCUAACGAGCACGACUAUGCCCACUCUGCGGACACAAACUUGGCGAGCUCUUCCACCGAUCCUCCAGGAGAGCCCUUGCAGAGCGUCCCGGUGCAGCCCUCUGACUCCCUGCAAAUGGAGCUUCCAGAACCCGCUGUGGGUGCAGAGGUAGACUGCCCCGUUGGGAAUGAAGUGGAGGCACAGACCGGAGUAAACCCCCAAAAGACUGAAGACUCUCAGUUGGCUGCUCCGGCGAUCCAUCGCGGAGGUCCGCGGCGAGUGAGGCGGCCGGAGGACAAAAAUUGCUCCUGCUGCAGGCUCGAGUUCGAGCGGCACGGUCGGUCCUUCAACCGGAGGGCGGUGUACACGUUCACCUCCCCGGAGACUGUGCACUGGGCCUUCCCGGGCUGCGUGGUCCACGAAAAGUCCUUCCUGUGCGAGACGUGCGCGCAGGUGAUCCGGAGCAAAUGCAAACGCAAACAGAGCGGGAAACGGACUCUGUGGCUGAAGCCGCCUCCAACCAAACCGUCGCAGGUGAAUGAUAAGAAGGCGGCAGGUUGCAGGAUGGGGAAAAAGAGCAAAGCAGCGCUGCUUGUGAGCAAGUCCAGCUACAAAGCUGCUUUCCAAAUGCUCUGGUCCUCUAAAGGUGCCCGGAAACCCAUGAUGGAGUUCUGGAGCAAACAGCUGAAAAAUGAGAUGAAGAUGCUGUCGCGACUGUCAGACAAUCCCUUCCAUCAGAAGGUAUCAGGGAAAAAACCGCUGUCGUCCUUCCCCUGGCGGAGAUGUCUGAACUGGGUUCAGGAAAAGGCUCCGCUUGUCACCACCUGCCUCCGCUCGCUGUUCCCAGACAUCAAUGCCCUCUACAAGAGCAACAGCCAGCUGACAGAGGAGCAGGCUUUCAUGCUGCUGGAGCGACGGACUGUGGUGGCGCUCUCCAUCCCUCUCUUCACCAGGAACAUCUGGAAGAACAACUUCCUGCAGGCUGCUCUGGGGGCUGAGCUCCGCCUGCAGGGCUGCUCCGGGUCCGCCCUUGAAAUCCUCAACACUAUGGGCCUGUGCCAGAACAAAGACACCGUCAGGUUGCUGCUGCACAGACUGCGAAAUGGCAAAGACAUGGAUGGAGAAGCCGGGAUGAACGUUAAAGAAGAGCAACUGAAAGAACAGAUGGGAGAAGUGAUGACAGAUGAGGAAGAGGAGGAGGAAGAGGAAGAUGAAGAAGAGAAAGAUGAGGAGGAAGAAGAUGACAAUGAAGAGGAGGAGGAAGAGGAGGAAAUGGUGAUGGCAGUAGAAGAGGAGGUAGUUGAAGAGGAAGUGCACGAUGGGAUGCAAGAGGAGGAAGAAGUUGAGGAGGAUCGUGCAGCGGAGGAAAAAGAAGAAAAGAAGAGAAAGAAGAGGGCAAAAAAGCAGAGGAAGGAGGAGAAGAGGAAGGAGAGAGUGAAACGAAAGGCAAAGGAGCAGCAGGAGGAGGAUGAUGACGACGACGACGACGACGAUGAUGAUGAGGACUCGGAGCAGAAAAAGAAGAGGGUAGUGGUUGUGAGGCUCGGAUUGCUGAAGGGACACUCGGAGGUCGGACGAUCGGAUCUGUCAGCCCCUUAAGGCUGCAGGCCCCACCUCCAAUCGGAGAGCAGCACAGAGUCCCCGCCCUCUUCCCUGGCAUGGUUGGUAACUGUGGAGGGAAAGAGCUUUACUAUAAGAACACAAGAACACAAAAACUGCUCCAAUAUGACUAACAGCAAAACACACACAGCUGAUUAAUUAUGACUGAAAAUCACCAAAUUCUUCAUUUCAUUGCACCUCAUAGCAAAUAAAAAUUUCUUCAGAUUUAAAAAGGAAAAUAAGAAAUUUGGCUCAAAUCACAAGAACAGCAACGGGAUGAAGUACAAUGACCUAGAGUAUAGAUGAGAGUAAAAACACGGGGCGUUUUGCUCUUUUAGUUUGAAGAUUAAAGUAAUUAUUCCACAUGAUAUUGAAAUGUUAUAUUAGUAAAGUCAAAUAUAGCAACAGAAUAUAAAUGUUAUGAGAAUAAAGUCAUUUUGUUUUGAUGAUUUCUUAGUUGAUCGUGCUUUAAGGUUUUGCGCUGGGUCUCAAGUUUUCACAGUAAAGCCAAAUAUUCUCUUUAUAGUAUUUUGAACUUUCAGUAGCAGAAGAUGAGAUGCUGGUAAACACUGAACAGCGCUGUCUGUGAGGAAACUCUGUUAAGCUAGUUCAUUGAUUUACUGCCAAAUUCCAUUCACCAAAACUGAAGUGUAGUGUUAUGUACAGCAAACUGUAAUGUUAGUCAUCCAAACGCUCUAUAUAGAGUGGCUAGGACGACUUCAGAGUCUCAGAUUAGCACAAGUGAGGCCUAGCAGGCAGCGAUUGGCUACACCUGACUUUGUUUCCGUACCUGCCCACUCUAACUGUAUGCCUAACAUUAUCCAAAAAUAUGGUUUCUAUCAAAAACCACUGCUUGGAAAGUCGAUACAAAGUGGAAAACUAUCCAUUACAGACCAAAACAUGUUUUUAUUUGCUGCAAAGUCAUCCAUUUAACCACAGGACUCUAUGGGGAUUGGCUCGCGUUUGGAGACAGCCUCAAGUGGACAGUAGGAGUACUGUAGUUUUUUGGCGCUUGACUUUCCUUUGUUUUUCUGCUCUGAGGCUGCUGCUUGCAUCACACGGUCUCAAACCUGACUGGGUAAUAAAUAUUCUGGUUAUGCCACAUGUCCAAGUAUAAAAGUUAAAAAAAAAGAAAGAAAAGAAAACUGAACAGUAAAUUUGAAUCAAUGAACCUACAAAGUCUCUAAAUAUAGUUAAAUGUGGUCUAGACAAGUAAUUAAAAAAUGUAACAUUACUCAAAAUUCUCUUGUAAAUCAAUCAGUUAUUUUUUUGUUGACUUUAUUCUCAUCACAUUAUGGCUUGAUUCUCAUAACAGUGAAUUUUCUGCUCGUAAGAUUUACACUUAAACACACCUUACCUUUCAGUAAAGUCCAAGCAAUUCCCUCCACUGAAUAUUUCUUAAAUUCUGGAUAUUUACUGGAUCUCAAAGCACUUCCCUGUAAUUACACAGUUACUCUUACAAAAAAAAUUAAACUGUGCUUGUGAUGGCAUGUAAAAUGCAUGAGAGGGGGGUACAAGCUGCACUUUUACCUUCAGAGAGGCUGGAUAUCCUCAAACACUUUGAAUAAAGCCAUCAGUGACCGUCGUGGACUCCGUGUUCAUUGGACUGUCACAGCUAUCAGGAGGUGGAAAUUUUCUAAUCCCGCUGCGGUUACGCCAUCUUUAUUUUUACAAACUUGCAGGAGAAGAUUGUGCGAGUUUGAUUCUGAACACUGUGACGUCUCAAAGGACUGAGGCUGGGAGCUGAGUAGAUCCACACCCAAGAAAAGGACCUGGACUUUUUGUUGGCUUUGGUGAACCAAACUGAAGCGAUCGAAGGCUUCAGUGUGCUUGUACAGCGAAGCUUUUAUGCAUUGUUUCUUCGUGUCAUGCUGGACCGAUGGCAGGAUUGCAGAUUUGGUCGCCUGCAGACAUCAUAGCCACUGAGUAACCAUUAAACCAGACUUUCAGUGGUAGUUAGUGUCCUUAUGUUUGGUUUUCAGGAGAUUGUUUAAUGUAUCAGAGCUUUUAGAGGAACUUUCUUGGCAUGACAUGAACACAGUGGGAAAUGUGUAAAAAGCCUUUAAAGAUGUGAUAAAUACCAAAAACAAUUCCUUAGACUGUAAUUUCAGUGAAGUUUACUAAUAAUUUUCAGAAAAGAUAAUUUUUUGCGCUUCGGUUCUCAUUACAGUGGAAAUGAAUGUUAGAUAGGCUUUUUUUUUUUUUUUUUUUCUGUAACUGUAAUUUGAACCAGAAUGUGAUGUUCUUUUCAUGAGAUUACUACAAAAUCAAAGACCUGUAACAUUUAAGGGUUUAUAAAUGAUGAUCUGUUUGCUCAGUUCAGUCUGAGAGCUUCCUGAAGCAGGACACUCUGUAACUCACUCUGAUUUGUAAUGAGGUUUGGUCCUUUGGGGUUUCUCAGAGUCUCAGAGAUGUUUUUAUUUUUAUGUUUAAGUUGUGGAUCGCUGUGUUUUCCGACUGAUCUCAGAUCUGACGCUCAGACAGAGGAAGCACAGCGAGUCUGAAACUGAGAUUCUUACUGGAAAAAGUUAACCAAUAAAAUGUUUAAGGCUUCA
This is a messenger RNA of Oreochromis aureus, 5299 nucleotides long. RefSeq names its product bromo and FHA domain-containing protein DDB_G0267958-like. The transcript is spliced from 5 exons. NCBI's taxonomy places the organism in Eukaryota, Metazoa, Chordata, Actinopteri, Cichliformes, Cichlidae. The record is from RefSeq and is a predicted model, not a curated record. Bases 1101 to 2744 code for a protein of 547 amino acids.